This is a messenger RNA of Nakaseomyces glabratus, 780 nucleotides long. It is a transcript of the gene TAD2, whose product is annotated as tRNA(adenine34) deaminase. Gene Ontology annotation, molecular function: zinc ion binding; tRNA-specific adenosine-34 deaminase activity. The record is from RefSeq and is a predicted model, not a curated record. NCBI's taxonomy places the organism in Eukaryota, Fungi, Ascomycota, Saccharomycetes, Saccharomycetales, Saccharomycetaceae. Gene Ontology annotation, cellular component: nucleus; cytoplasm. Gene Ontology annotation, biological process: tRNA wobble adenosine to inosine editing.
AUGGACAAGUACUUGAAGCACAUCGAUAGUGCGUUGAAGCUGGCGAGGUAUGCUCUUGACCAUGGGGAGACGCCUGUGGCAUGUGUUUUUGUGCAUGAGAAGAGCGAUAGUGUGGUUGCCUAUGGUCUGAAUGACACUAAUGACUCGCUAAGUGGUACUGCACAUGCUGAGUUUGUGGCCAUGCGGAUGCUCAGAGACGCUGUACAGGCUCAAGGGUAUGCCUCGGUGCAAUUGAAGCAGUUGUUCAAAGAGAUUGUGUGCUACGUUACAGUCGAGCCUUGCAUUAUGUGUGCUUCUGCGUUGAAACAGAUGGGGAUUCAUAAAAUUGUAUUCGGUUGUGGGAAUGAUAGGUUUGGGGGUAACGGGACAGUUCUAUCAAUACACAGUGACAAGAGCACAACGGUUGCUGGCUCAACCGAGUACGAUAGAACAAUAUUGGUACCAGGUAUACGGCGUCGUGAAGCCAUCAUGUUACUGAGAUACUUCUACGUUAGGGAAAAUGAUCGUGCCCCCAAACCGCGUACUAAAGCGGAGAGGAACCUCGACAAGAACACAUUCCCACCUAUGCAAUGGUGCAACUACCUAACGAGAGAUGACUUCACCACUAUAUUUGGAGAGCCACUAAUAUCUAAAUAUGAUAAUAAUGAAGACCUGGCAGGCGAAACGAUUAACUGGGAUAUGAUUGAUAAUAGUCACGACAGUAUUAUCAAUGAACUUCAGCAAGAGUCCCAAAAUUUCGAACUUUUCCUGCAAAAUAAGAAACACAAACAUUCUACCUGA